Candidula unifasciata is the source of this 744-nucleotide messenger RNA. The record is from the annotation of a GenBank genome assembly. NCBI's taxonomy places the organism in Eukaryota, Metazoa, Mollusca, Gastropoda, Stylommatophora, Geomitridae.
CCUUUAUUACCUCCCUUCUCCCACCCAAGCAGAUCUGAUACCACUGUCAGUGUUAUCUCCCCUGACCAACUGUUGGAUCAGAAAGAGCUGAGCCAGUUGAGCACAGGAAUCCGCAACUACCUGGAGCAAUGGCCUUACAACGUGCUAGAGUAUCUGCCUCGAACCAUCCAGGUCUUGGGCACAAGUGUUCAGUAUCUUCUUUACUCGGCUUUGUUAAACGCCAGCCUCAGAAUUUCAGGCACAACACCACAGAUAGAGGAGGACAUCAGAAGAUUCUACACAUGCUGUAGUCUGUCACAAUUUUUGGAACCACUACAGCCAGAGAAAAUGGCAGCCGCUGACUCCAGUGAUGACAGCGACCUCUGGCAGUUUCAACCUGUUGUUGUGGAUAUUGUAUUUGAGCCAGGGCACGGGAUGACCUUUGACAAAAAAUAUGUUUGCAAGUACUGUGCCAGUAUGGCAGAGACCCUAAUUGCCGUGAACUCAACAGACGUGACCAAAAUCAGAGAGCUACUGGAUUCCUUUAAGCUGAAGUUUGUUCGCAAUCUUAACACUUUCAAGAGAUAUUUGAAAAAAGCUGAGAUUGACCAUUAUGCUUUGUACAGAUCUCUGUCAUUUUUGAAAGUGUGUAACUGUGGUGAUCUGCUGUUGAGGUAUGUGAAGUUGGACGCUGGCACGGAGACUCUUCGUGUGAUUGCAGCAUUGGAAACUUUCAUCAGAGAUGUCAACUUGAAACUGCAAUGA